This is a messenger RNA of Hyposmocoma kahamanoa, 1085 nucleotides long. RefSeq names its product vesicle transport protein SEC20 (gene Sec20). NCBI's taxonomy places the organism in Eukaryota, Metazoa, Arthropoda, Insecta, Lepidoptera, Cosmopterigidae. Gene Ontology annotation, cellular component: SNARE complex; endoplasmic reticulum. The transcript is spliced from 5 exons. Gene Ontology annotation, molecular function: SNAP receptor activity. Bases 210 to 947 code for a protein of 245 amino acids. Gene Ontology annotation, biological process: retrograde vesicle-mediated transport, Golgi to endoplasmic reticulum. The record is from RefSeq and is a predicted model, not a curated record.
UAGCGCGGGGUACUUGUUAGCAGCACAAAACAGAAAGUCAUAUUAAAUGACCAAGGUAUAUUAUAGUACUUUGUGAAAUCAAGCGAAAAACUCGAUACUAGCGAAAUCCCAAGAAAAAAUUAGCAGUAAUUUUAUAGCAAAUACAUUGCAAGCAAAGUAAUCCGAGAUAAAUAUUUUCUUGUGUAGAAAAAACGCAAUAUUUCGUGAAAAUGAGCAUGAAAUUGGACAUAAGUACAACAGAUACGUAUCAAAAAUUAUUUACGAAGCUUGAUAAUUCUGAUGUUACGUAUCAGAACUUCGUAAAGAGACUCGCCAAGUACCAUCUUCAGGUGAAGGCUAUAAUUCAGGACAUUUUAGAAUGCAGGGAGUCGAUGGAAGCGUUAAAUGAAUUGAACGAGAAGGGACGGGCAAAGAUAGCACAAUUAAGAGAGGAGAUGGAGAAUCUAGAGGUGUACGGCCGCGAGAGUGGUGAUGAUAAGUACAUGGUGGAGCUGGAAUCACAGAGGCAUAUGCUUGGAGGACUUUUAAAAGAGUUCCGAGAUGCAAACAUUAGUAGUUUGUUUGCUAUAGAGAAACAACAAAGAGAAGAGUUGAUGAAACCACAAGAUGGUGAGGAAUCCGUUGUCAGAAAUAGGAAUAAGAAAGUUGAUAGAGAUGGGCUGCUUAAAAUGUCUUCAGGUGUGACAGAACAGUUACUAUCCAUUAGUAGACAAUUGGCAGAUACAACACAGAGGAGCCAAGUUACAUUGGACAGUUUAGUGUCGUCCAGCUCUGCAGUACACGGUACACAAUCCGAGCUCCAAAAUACGGCAGGAACGAUCUCGCAGUCCAGCAAGUUGUUGAAGAAGUAUGGACGAAGAGAAUUCACCGAUAAAGUGAUAAUGUUCUUUGCAUUCCUCUUCUUUAUUGCUGUCUGCCUUUACAUUGUACAGAAGAGAUUAUUUUAAUUUCGGCAAACGGGUUAAAUAGACAUAAUAGGGUUUCAAUAUUAUGUAUGCACUUGUAAAGACAAUAGGUUUAUUAUUUAAAAAAGAUAACACCAUUAAUGAAGAGCUGUAAUAUCGAGUUCUUAGGUUUUCGCGAUU